Messenger RNA from Daphnia carinata, 1139 nucleotides. Its product is annotated as aprataxin and PNK-like factor. The coding region runs from base 144 to 881 and encodes 245 amino acids. Lineage: Eukaryota; Metazoa; Arthropoda; Branchiopoda; Diplostraca; Daphniidae. Gene Ontology annotation, biological process: double-strand break repair. Gene Ontology annotation, cellular component: nucleus; site of double-strand break. The transcript is spliced from 3 exons. Gene Ontology annotation, molecular function: 3'-5' exonuclease activity; DNA-(apurinic or apyrimidinic site) endonuclease activity. The record is from RefSeq and is a predicted model, not a curated record.
AAAAUCUUGGGGAUUCCUUAGCUAUCGAUAUGUGUGGUUGCGGCACGAUCAAUAGCUAAUCAUCGACUGCUAUUCGUUUUUAAAAACCAUAAUAGUGUGCGGUACAGAUAUACAUCGUAUUCAACUUGUAUCUUUGAUUCAAAAUGGAAAUUAAAAAAGAACCUGAAGAGACAAAGGAAGCUGAGAAGCAGGGGGAAAGUCAUGAAGGGGACGAUAGAAAACUACCAGCUUGGAUGCUAACAUCAGAUGAAACUACAACCGAAAACGAGGAGGGUCCCAAAAGCCCGCCGCCUAGCAGAGAUGAAAAAGACUCGGAUAAAACUGAAUCAGUUGAGAGUACAUCAGAGAAUAAGCGAGUUGCUUGCAAGUAUGGAGAACAUUGUUACAGAAAAAAUCCUAUGCACAGAGAAGAGUUCAGCCAUCCAGGAGAUGAUGACUACAGUCCAGCUCCCAUUAAAGAGGAAGAUGGUACUCAACAAGAUGGUAACGAUAACAGGCCUGAAUGUCAAUAUGGUACUUCGUGCUAUCGACAAAAUCCACAGCACAAGAGAGAUUUCAAGCAUACCCAGCCACCAUCUACAGAUGAGCCAGCAACAAAAAAGCCUCGCAAGACAGUAAAAAGAAGGCGCCUUUCAGAAGCAGAUUACGAAUCAAGUGGCGAAAACGAGUAUGACCUCAGUGACCCUUUCAUUGAUGAUAGUGAAGCGGAUGAAGAGAAUAUUGAAGACGAAGGUGAUGAAGAUUACGUACCUGAUGUUGAUGACGAAGUCGAUCAAGAUCUUUUGAAAGACGAUCAGUGGAAGGCGUCAGCCGAUGAUCCCCCAGAAGUCUUGGAGCUGCUGAAGGAUGCUAGAGACUAUUUGAGAAACAAAAAACUGUAAAUAACAUUUCCAUUUUAUCAUGAUUUGCAUUCUCAUUUUUAAAAAGUCGUUAAAUAUCAUCAUUGCUCGUAAUUGUGUAACUGAACUUUCCCAAUGAUGUGCCUUUCCCAAAAAUAUUUUAUGGAUAUCUUUUGCUGUAUUGCUGUUCGAUUUUCCCGCUGUCUCUAUUCUGUACAUGAAGGGUUUUACCUUCUCAUUUCAUUAAUUUUUACUACUAGUGUUCAACAAUCGAGUUCAAUAUAUCAAUCAAAAAUAAAA